This is a messenger RNA of Wickerhamiella sorbophila, 1377 nucleotides long. Its product is annotated as Indoleamine 2,3-dioxygenase. Lineage: Eukaryota; Fungi; Ascomycota; Dipodascomycetes; Dipodascales; Trichomonascaceae. Gene Ontology annotation, molecular function: indoleamine 2,3-dioxygenase activity; heme binding; metal ion binding. Gene Ontology annotation, biological process: 'de novo' NAD+ biosynthetic process from L-tryptophan. Gene Ontology annotation, cellular component: cytoplasm. The record is from RefSeq and is a predicted model, not a curated record. The transcript has a single exon. Bases 1 to 1377 code for a protein of 458 amino acids.
AUGCGUGCUCUACCGGUUCUUGAGCAAUAUGGGCUGUCGGCAAAGUCGGGGUUUCUGCCAGCGGAGCUGCCUCUGUCGAGACUGCCGGACUACUUUGAGCCAUGGGAGUCUAUUGUGAAAGAUCUGCCGGCUUUGAUCAUGACCUCGAACCUGCGCAAGCUUGUGGAUGCCAUGCCACUUCUCGAUGCGACAAGGCUCAACAGUGAGCCGGAAUGGCAUAGGGCGUGCUCAAUUUUGAGCUUUAUGGCCCACGGAUACGUCUGGUCUCGCCCUGAGGCGUCCAAGAAGCUGCCAAAGUGUUUGGCUGAGCCAUGGAUUGCCGUGUGUGACCACUUCGACUUGCCGCCCAUUGCGUCAUACGCUGGGCUGUGUCUCUGGAAUUUCCGCACCGUGCUUCCCUGUGAUUCGCCUAGCAACUGGAACCUCGAAAAUCUGGCAGCUCUCACCACAUACACCGGGUCCAUGGACGAAGCAUGGUUUUACUUGGUUAGCACCAUGAUUGAGCGUCAGGGCGGCCCUUGCCUUGAGCAUGGCCUGCAGGCGAUUGCUGCGUCUCGUGAAAAGGACGUGCCAACCGUUGUUGCAAAACUUCAAGCUCUUGCCGAGAACAUCGAUGCUAUCAUCACCACCUUGAACAGAAUGCACGAAACCUGCGACCCGCACUUUUUCUACUUCCGCCUUCGUCCUUUCUUGGCCGGCUGGAAGAAUAUGGCAGCUGCCGGGUUGCCAGACGGCGUUGUCUAUGGCGAUGAGGCUCAGCCCCGCCAAUACUCUGGAGGAUCCAACGCCCAGUCCUCGCUCAUCCAGGCCCUGGAUAUUCUUCUGAAUGUCGUUCACCACCCUGAAGGCGAGCGUCAGCCUCCGCGAAUGGAGUCCAAAACUGCUGAUGGCGUGAGCACUCCUCCACCUGCCACGUUCCUUUUGGAGAUGCGAAAGUAUAUGCCGGUGCAGCAUCGCAAGUUUUUGUUUGACCUCGAAAAAGUCGCUGAAAUCCGCCAGUUUGUCGUGGAGAACGCAACUGAGCAUCCCGAACUGGUGACUGCGUAUGAUGCUUGCUUGGCAAUGCUUCGAAACCUGCGCAGCCGUCAUAUCCAGAUCGUCACCCGCUAUAUUAUCAUGCCUGCCCGUGCGGAAAACAAGACAAUUCGCGACGGAAUCGCCAGGGAUUCUGGCGAAACAGGUACUGGCGGAACCACUCUGCUCCCCUUCCUCAAACAAGCUAGGGACGAGGUCGGAGAUGCUGCGGCUGGUGCAUGGGGCCGAAGACUCUUGUCGUCUGCUCCCCCGCCGAAUGCUAAGCGGAUGAAAACCGCUGGCGCGUCGGCAAGUGAAGACCGAACUGCAGGCUCUCUCAACACCGCUACCGAUCAUUGGUAG